Rhizophagus irregularis DAOM 181602=DAOM 197198 is the source of this 327-nucleotide messenger RNA. The record is from RefSeq and is a predicted model, not a curated record. NCBI's taxonomy places the organism in Eukaryota, Fungi, Glomeromycota, Glomeromycetes, Glomerales, Glomeraceae.
AUGUAUUUGCAGCAGAUUUUAUUUUUUAAUGAUCCCCGAACUUUGUUAUAUAGAAGAUCUCCGUCAUAUGAAAUGAGGUUGGCAACAUAUACUGAAAGAGGUUUAAGAAUUUUGCACAAACAUAUAUGUUUUAUCAGUACUAUUAGAAAAAUUUUCGACGAUUGUUGCGAUCACUGCCCCGAACCUAGUACUCCAGAGGAAUUUUCCGCUCAAGUUGAGGAAGAUAAAAUAUUUAUAAGAGAUCAGAAGUCUGGAUUGGAAAUCGCUUCAAUUUUGUUAAAAAAUGGUGCUAGUGCUUUCCAGGUUGAUCGUGGGUUAAUUUAUUAA